AUGGCAACCGAAGACAAAACCGAGACUCAGGGCAUCGAGCACCAAGAGAUCAUCGGUGAUGUUGCAACCCAAGCAAUGAAAACCACGGCAGAGGCCGCUGCUCAGGGCCAGGGGACGACCGGGUAUGAAUCGCUGUCGAUCUGGGAAACGGUCAAAACGUUCAAGAUGAACGCAUUCAUCUGUUUCCUCGUUACGUUCAGUGCAGCAACGGAUGGGUACCAGAUCGCGCUUAUCGGAAACAUCAUCGCGAACACUGGCUUUGUCCAGAAGUUUGGAACAGACACCAACGCCGACGGCGAGGCGGUCCUUGCCUCGUCGAUUCUAAGCGCGUGGACGUCGAUUGGGUCUGUAGGGCAGAUCAUUGGUAUGACAACCUUGCCAUUCUUGUCGGAUCGCUUCGGACGGAAGGCCGCCAUGUUCUGGUACUGGUUCCUGCUCGCUCUAAGUGUAACCGUCGAGAGCGUUGCAACGAAUUGGAAGUCCUGGCUCGUUGCAAAGCUGCUUGGCGGCAUCGGUGUUGGAUGCCUGCAAUCGACAAUCCCCACAUACGUGUCCGAAGUCGCACCAGUGAGGAUUCGUGGUGCAUUCCUCAUGUGCUAUAGUCUCUGGUGGCUUAUCGGGCAGUUCUUUGCGCCUGUUGCGCUGCAGGUGAUGUCGACCUAUGAUCCGGACAAUUAUCUCACGCCCGUGUAUACACAGUGGUCUCAGAUCGGCCUCAUGCUGAUCAUCUACCUUGUUAUCCCGGAAUCCCCCGCAUGGUGUGCGACCAAGGGCGGAGCCAAAGAGGCGCAGGCGAAGAAGGUCCUCCGGCUUCUGUACAAGGGCGUUCCGGAUUUCAACAUCGACCAUCACUACCAGUUGCUCGUGCUGAACAUCGAACAUGAACGCGCGAUUGCUGCGGAACAGCGCAAUGAAAAGUGGUACGCUAUCUUCAAGGGUACCGACGGUCUACGAACAUUGGUGUCCCUAUGGACACUCAUGGCCCAGCAGUUCCUCGGUCUUGGAGUCUUCUUAACCUUUGGAAGUUAUUUCUUCCAGCAAGCUGGCAUCGAGGAUCCAUUCAAGGUUACCUGCAUCACCUCGGGCAUUAAUAUUUUCUUUAGCUUCGUGGUGAUAUACCUGGCGGAAACUAUCGGACGGCGAUGGCUGGCCUGCUCGGGGACCACACUGUGCUGGGUGUGUAAUAUGGCAGUGGGCAUUCUGGGCGUGGUACCCCAGGGGAAAGUCACGAAUAGUCUUCUCAUUUUCUUUGCAUGCUUGUGGAACGUCGGACUCGUGGCAAACGGGGCCACUGGAUGGGGGUUUAUUGGAGAAAUCUCCGCACAGCGCCUGCGGCCAUACACGGCUGGAUUUGCCGCGGCAUCUACGUGUGUCGUCGGCGUCCUAUUCGGCGUCUUGGUUCCCUACAUGGUGAAUGCGAACCAGUGGAAUUGGGGCCUCAAGACGUGCUGGUUGUUUGCAGGACUGGGUUCAUUUUUCACUGUCGCCAUGUGGUUCUUGAUUCCCGAGACAGCAGGGCGUUCGGCCGCGGAGCUCGACGAACUUUUCGAGCGCAAGGUGAAGCCAUGGCGAUUCCACAAGGAAACGACCAUGACCCAGCGCCUGGUGGAGGAGAAGGCCCACGCGUAGAAGAUUCCUGGAGAACAGAGCGUCCAGAGUGGAGUGUGUAUAAACACCCCGACGCAUCUGCCUGGCACUUGAUAAGCAUGUCAAAGCUGAGUUGGAUAAGGGCGCAGGGCCUCGGGGCGAGUAGCCAAUCGCAAGCGUACCAGAGACUCUGGGGAAGCGAAAAAUCAUUGAUUGGCUCGAACACUUAAACUCAAAGCACAUGGAUCCGUAGUCUAGGUAGUCGAAUA
Messenger RNA from Aspergillus calidoustus, 1856 nucleotides. NCBI's taxonomy places the organism in Eukaryota, Fungi, Ascomycota, Eurotiomycetes, Eurotiales, Aspergillaceae. The record is from the annotation of a GenBank genome assembly.